UUGAAUGUUAACAAAGACGAUCCACUGUUACAAGUCUACAGUUCAACGCAAGAGAAACUAGAUGCUGUUACUGCAGAACUGCAGAAAGAGAAAAAUAGGUCGAAAGCGCUUGAAUCCGAGGUCGAAGAUUUGCAAGGCGAAUUCGAACUAGAUCGACUAGAUUACCUAGAGACUAUCCGCAAACAAGACCAGCAACUAAAACUUCUAUCUCAAAUACUGGAAAAAGUUCAACCUGACUCGAAUUAUUACAACAUUGAACGGGUAAAGAAAGAUGCCAUUUGGAAUGAAGACGAGUGCAGAUGGGUGUUGCCAGAAAUGAGCGUUUCGAGGACUGUACUGCCGAAUGCACAUAACGGCAUCUCUACAAAUAAUAGGAAUGAGCCACUUUUGCGUGAUAUGUACGACGAAGACAGUUCCAAACUCAGAUUAGUAGGUUUCCGUGUACUAUGUUGUAUUUAA
This is a messenger RNA of Cylicostephanus goldi, 459 nucleotides long. NCBI's taxonomy places the organism in Eukaryota, Metazoa, Nematoda, Chromadorea, Rhabditida, Strongylidae. The record is from the annotation of a GenBank genome assembly.